ACGUUCUCUGUCCUGAAUAUAACAGGCGCAGGCGUAACCGUCCAUGGCCACGAGAUUAUUGCCAGCCGAUAUCAUUAAACCGUAAAUUGUGUUGACGGUCUCUGUGUCUAACAGAUUGAUGAAUACUUAGUUCAUGUGUAAUGCCCGGCCUGGAAAACAGAGGACAAAGAACACACCUCUAUAGUAUUUGCUUGUUACAGGACUCACACAGAAACACCACCCGUUCCCUCCUACUGUUUGUAUCGCGCUUGGAGGUUAUGAAAGCUUUGCUGUAGGAUGAUUGGUGGUUGCUGUAGAAACUCCGCGUCUCACUAUCAUCAGUCCAUCUCCAGGGCCAAUGAGAGCGCCCGUUCGGCCCCCUGACGUUGGUCUCCUCUCCCCUCGUCCAAUCAGACCCAUAGAUAAUACUCCACUUGCUGCGUCACGACAGCCUCUUGCUCAGGUAGACGGAGCCACCGCUGCACCAAGUCUCCUCCCCAUCACCGCUAGCCAAUCAGAAUGGAGGUCAACGGCACAGCCACCAUCUUGUCGUCCGCAUACCUGGCUGUCGAAUACGUUGACGCAGUUCUACCUGACAACCCUCUGCAGCCAUCACUACAACAGGCAUGGGGGUAUAUGAAUGACAACUACACUAAGUUUCAGAUUGCAACCUGGGGUUCUCUCAUCGUCCAUGAAGCCAUCUACUUCCUGUUCUGUCUCCCUGGCUUCCUGUUUCAGUUUAUGCCCUUUAUGCAAAAGUACAAAAUUCAGCCGGACAAGCCAGAGACAUGGGAGAAGCAGUGGAAGUGUUUUAAGAUGCUGCUGUUCAACCACUUCUGCAUCCAGCUGCCCAUGAUCUGUGGGACCUACCACUUCACAGAGUACUUCAGCAUCCCCUACGACUGGGACAGCAUGCCCCGAUGGCCCUACCUGUUGGCCCAGUGUCUGGGCUGUGCUGUGAUUGAGGACACCUGGCAUUACUUCCUGCAUCGCCUGUUGCAUCAUCGGCGGAUUUACAAAUACAUCCACAAAGUUCACCACGACUUCACUUCUCCGUUCGGCAUGCAGGCAGAGUAUGCCCAUCCUGCUGAGACUGUGAUUCUGGGGGCUGGUUUCUUCAUCGGCAUUAUGGUGUUCUGUAACCAUGUCACAUUGCUAUGGGCCUGGGUCGCCUUCCGACUGAUGGAGACCAUCGACGUACACAGUGGAUAUGACGUCCCUCUGAACCCACUUCAUCUGAUCCCAUUCUAUGCCGGCUCACGUUUCCAUGAUUUCCAUCAUAUGAACUUUGUGGGAAACUACGCGUCAACAUUCACCUGGUGGGACAAGUUGUUCCACACUGAUGCCCAGUACAACAAGCACCUGCUGAGCAAGAAAGACCAGUAGACACACACACACAUAUACACAUACACAAACACAUACAGACACAUUUGAAGGACGGAACUAGACUCUGGAGUGUGCAGUGCCUUAUGGGAAAAAAUACACUAGCAUAUACUAGAACGGUCUUGAACAAUAGCAUUCCCCAGAUGUCUAACCGUAACAUCAGACUUUUCUCCUUGAAUGAAACAUUUUUGUUGAGAUUAUUAUUAUGAAUGACGUUUUUUCCCCACUGUUGUGAUUAAACUUUUUUUACCUGUUGGUUUUUCCUGAAGCACUUUACUUCCCUUUAACAGUUCUAGAAUAUUAGUCCAGUAGGGUUCUAGAAUAUUAGUCCAGUACAGUUUUAGAAUAUAAUUUGGUGUCAAGGUUUAAAAUCUGCAUUCAGAUGUUUUUUCUCGUACCUCCCUCAUGCUGUUGUCUCUGUGAGGUUGUACUGUUAGAACCGUAUAGCAGACUGCUGAGUAUGUUGACCACGUCUUCACAUCACAAACCAGCUGUCCUGCUUUCUGUUCUACCCAAAUAAUGAAUCUUACUCACCUGGUGUCCAGGUUUAAACCAGUCCCUGAUAAUGGAUCUCACACUCCUGGUGUCCAGGUUUAAACCAGUCCCUGAUAAUGGAUCUCACUCACCUGUUGUCCAGGUUUAAACCAGUCCCUUGAUUAGAAGGGAGUAGUGUUACUCACUCGGAUUAGCAGAUAUCUGUUUAAAGGUUAAAGUUAGGAUAGGGGAGGAAAAUUAUCCUGGAUAUCUGCUGGGGCUUUCAGUUAACUCAGUCUGUCAGCUAUCGGUCUACUUGUCCUAUCAGCUCUCUGUCUGUUCAAGGUGUGCGUGGUCCACUUGGGCUUUCACCUCAUACAAUAUUAAAUAAUCGUAUUGUUUUACAGUAUGAAGAAAAUAAGUUUAAGAGAGAAAGUGUUCUGGCAAACUAAUAUUGGCACAUUCAUUUGUUACUGAAAAUUAAAAUUAUUAAAUCCUUAAGUAAUUUAAGCAGCAAUUGAUUGUCAUACCUUACCCUGUAUGUUGAUUAUUUGGUUGUCUUAAUGGGCCAAUAAAGAACUGGACAAAUAAAGAACUGAACCAAUAACGAACUGGACAAAUAAAGAACUGAAUCAAUAAAGAACUGGACAAAUAAAGAACUGAAUCAAUAAAGAACUGGACUUGUGAA
Esox lucius (northern pike) is the source of this 2524-nucleotide messenger RNA. It is a transcript of the gene msmo1, whose product is annotated as methylsterol monooxygenase 1. Bases 499 to 1365 code for a protein of 288 amino acids. Gene Ontology annotation, biological process: sterol biosynthetic process. The transcript is spliced from 7 exons. The record is from RefSeq and is a predicted model, not a curated record. Gene Ontology annotation, molecular function: iron ion binding; C-4 methylsterol oxidase activity. NCBI's taxonomy places the organism in Eukaryota, Metazoa, Chordata, Actinopteri, Esociformes, Esocidae.